This is a messenger RNA of Pseudoliparis swirei, 3222 nucleotides long. RefSeq names its product TraB domain containing 2A (gene trabd2a). The transcript has 7 exons. Lineage: Eukaryota; Metazoa; Chordata; Actinopteri; Perciformes; Liparidae. Gene Ontology annotation, molecular function: metalloendopeptidase activity. The record is from RefSeq and is a predicted model, not a curated record. Gene Ontology annotation, cellular component: membrane. The coding region runs from base 288 to 1835 and encodes 515 amino acids. Gene Ontology annotation, biological process: negative regulation of Wnt signaling pathway.
AGAGAGAGUACUGUGACCCUGCGUAAACUCCAGUGACCAGCUCUGCCUCUCCCUCGCCCAGAGAACACACGUGAACCAGCAGCAGCGCGUCGGUGUCCAGGGCUCGAGCCAGCAUGACUCUGUCCGGCGGUUUGUCGGAUACUUGUCAGCUCAUUUUACGCGACCGCAUGGAGCCGGAGCUGUGGAAGUAGGCAGGCUGCACUUCUCCCAUGCGUUCUGGGGGAUAGCCGCUGCGACGCGUUGCGAGGCGAACACAGGCAGCCGUGCACCCUUUGGACAGAGCGACGAUGCGGGGCUCUCUGGGCGCAUUCAUUCAGUCCUGUGUGAUACUGCUGGUCCGAGCGGACCAGUGGAGGCUGAAGGACUCCGACGACUGCGAGCUGAACAAGAAACAAACCGACCUAAACUCCUUCCUGUGGACGAUCAGACGUGACCCUCCCUCGUAUUUCUACGGUACGAUCCACGUUCCCUACACGCGCGUUUGGGACUUCAUUCCUGAAAACUCCAAGCAGGCCUUCCAGGAGAGCAACAUCAUCUACUUUGAGCUGGACCUGACGGACCCAUACACCAUCUCAGCCCUGACCAGCUGCCAGCUGCUCCCUCAGGGCGAGAACCUGCAGGAUGUCCUGCCCAGAGACAUCUAUCGGAGACUUAAAAGACACCUUGAGUAUGUCAAACUCAUGAUGCCUUCGUGGAUGACCCCGGAUCAGAGAGGGAAGGGGCUCUACGCCGAUUACCUCUUCAACGCCAUCGCUGGCAACUGGGAGAGGAAGCGGCCCGUUUGGGUGAUGCUGAUGGUGAAUUCGUUAACUGAGGCCGAUAUUAAGACACGUGGGGUGCCGGUGCUGGACUUGUACCUGGCCCAGGAGGCGGAGAGGAUGAGGAAGAGGACGGGGGCUGUCGAGAAGGUGGAGGAGCAGUGCCAUCCACUCAACGGGCUCAACUUCUCCCAGGUGAUCUUUGCCCUGAACCAGACAUUAUUACAGCAGGAGUCUCUACGGGCAGGAAGUCUACAUGUCCCGUACACCACCGAAGACCUCAUCAGACACUACAACUGUGGAGAUCUCAACUCCAUCAUCUUCAAUCAAGACACUUCCCAGGUCCCCAACUUCAAUAAUGUGACACUGCCACACAGCGAGCAGGUGACCGCCCAGGAAAUAGACAGCUACUUUCGACGGGAACUCAUCUACAAGAGGAAUGAGAGGAUGGGGAAGAGGGUCAAGGCCCUGCUCGAGGAACACCCAGACAAGAGCUUCUUUUUCGCGUUUGGAGCAGGUCACUUUCUGGGCAACAAUACAGUCAUUGAUGUGCUUCGUCGCCAGGGAUACGAUGUGGAGCACACCCCUGCUGGGAAGCCCAUAAACAGGAGAUCCAGACCUGACUCACCAGAGUUAGACGACCACGACGACGAGCCCCCUCUUCUCGAGCCUUUCCUCCAUGAGCUCCCUCACAAAGAGGACGAUGAGGGGCGUCCCCUGGAGGACGAUCUGUUACCCCACAUGCUCCUGCCACCGGACAGCCUGGAGCUGCUGGAGAAAGCCGAGAGAAAAAUGCUGAAGAAAAAGAGGAGAAACAAGCAGAAAAAGCAGCGGCACCGGCAUUUUAAUGACCUGUGGGUUCGCAUCGAGGAGAGCACUAUGGUCCAGUCUCCACCUCCCCCGCUGGUUCGCAUCAUCAACCGUUACAUAACAGUGCAACCACCUGACCGAGUCCACAGCCACCACCAUCACAUAUCUUCAGCAUGGACCACCUCCUCGACCUCAUCCUCUUUGCUCGUCUUCCUCUGCACAUUGCUGACAGUGAUCCCACAGGCAUGGACUGUGUUUCUCGAGUAGAGCAUUAGUUGGGACUCUACAAAGCAGCCAGCCUUUCAGCUCACAAACUCUCACAUGUGGCGGUUUCCUGUAUCGCCUCAUGUAAAGUGAGAUCUGAGCGUGCAUCAUAAGACCUAGAGGAAGCUGGAGAAGAGGGUGGUGAGUCGGAGACGGCAAACAGCAUGGAGAAAGGAUGUGAAAUCAGCUUUGGCCGUAUGGUAACAAUACACUCCAUGGAUGGUGCGUGAUAUACCCUUUGUGUUGAAUGGUAAGUCAUUUCAAGAGAGCAUGUCUCUUACAAAUUGAUUUCUUCAUUCGCAUAAAAUGUUAGGAGUCUUGAAACACAAGUGUUUCAUACGGUUUCAGUUAUUUUGCACACACACACACACACACACAUCUGGAGUGGGUACACAGAACGCAGCAGGAAAGAAAAGCGAAAGCUCACAAACGGGAAGUGUUAUCGGACAUCUCAAUGACAUUACACAGCAUGUCAGUCCCCUUAGUGUUACAAUAGACUGAAUAUUCAACAUUCAAACCUCUGAGAAUAUAUGUUCUUGACUGUUCAGUGAAUGAACAUGAGAACGUCACCCAAACUGUUGCUGAAUAUCAAUUACCUUCAAUAAGAACAACUGGAACCAUAUGUCCUUCGUGUGAGUGUGUGUGUGUAUGCGUGUGCGUGUGUGUGCGUGUGUGUGUGUGUGACAAGUAAAGUCUACCAGCUCUUAAACCCCCCCUGGCCUUAUAGAGAGAAGAGUUUCUCCUCGGACCUUCAUUUAUUCUUCCAUUUUUAGAAGAAUUGUUUGCAUUAAAGCUUGUUGUGGGGGUUGAUUGUACAUAUUGUUUCUAAAUAUUAUAGAUGUAUUUUAGAAUUAUAAAAAUAAAAAUAAUCAUCAAAAGUGUUGUUGUUUAUAUAAAUAUAUAAAUAGAUAUGCAGUAUAUUUUUGAAAAAACAAAAUCAGGAACUAACCACCAUAGGCCAUGUCAAGUGUCUCACUGGCAUGACAUUUUUGGAAGGGUCAUAUGACCGUCUUGUGCUUUAUGUAUCAGUGUUACCAUUUGCUUUGCUGUGUGCCUAUGUUGAAUGGAUUCACGUGUGUUUUUUUGUCACAUCGAGAGCAUUUGUUUAAUUUAUUCAACUACUAUAGUUAUACUGUAGGCCAUAUCAAACAUUCUUUAAGGUUGGUUUUAUUUUCUAAUGUCUAAAUGUAUUUCAAAUGUUUUCAAGUCGGAUUUCAAAUGCAUAUGAUUGUAAUAAUACUUAUAAUUCAGUUUAAAAUAUCUAAAGCUGUCUCCACAGAUAGAGCCCAUACAGCAUAGUGUUCUAGGUCAUUCACAUUUCACUUGUGGCAUGAGAUGAUUGUAAUAGUAUUACUAUGACAACAAUAAAUAUUUAUCUACAUUAAAAUCU